Haliotis rufescens (red abalone) is the source of this 3383-nucleotide messenger RNA. Its product is annotated as nuclear pore complex protein Nup50-like. The coding region runs from base 145 to 1266 and encodes 373 amino acids. The transcript has 8 exons. Gene Ontology annotation, biological process: protein import into nucleus. The record is from RefSeq and is a predicted model, not a curated record. NCBI's taxonomy places the organism in Eukaryota, Metazoa, Mollusca, Gastropoda, Lepetellida, Haliotidae. Gene Ontology annotation, cellular component: nuclear pore.
AGCAGGUGAGACGAAAUAAAAUGGCGGCAACCAUGUGUUGCUUAUGAUUUGGCUGUCAACACAUCAUUAACUUAAAAGUUAAAAGGAUCACCAAAAUAGCAUUUGUAUCUGGUGAACUGACACCUUUUUCACAACUGAUUAACAAUGGCCAAGAGAACUGCAACCCGGGAACUUACGGACAGAAACUGGGAUGAAGAGGAUGAACCAGAGGAGGCUGGAGAAUUCAUCCAGGCUACCGAGGACGUCCUGAAAACCCGGCAGAUAAAGAAAGCCAAGCGACGGGGGAUGGACGCUGGAAGUGAAGGUGGAGCUAGUGUGUUCACAGGAUUCGCAGGAUUCAAGUCAAAUGCAUCCACAGCAAGUUUUGGCGGGGCUCUUUUCACAGACAAAAACAAAAAUGGUUCAAAUUCAGGAAAGACUGAUUCUGUAAAAAGUGAGAAUGGUGGCAGUAAAUCCGAAUCGGAAUUCUUAAUGAACUUGAAAAGUUUGAACCAGAGUGUGGUGACUUGGAUUGAACAGCAUGUGGAAAAGAACCCAUUCUGUAUAUUGACUCCGAUAUUCAAAGAUUAUGAGAAACAUUUGGAGGAAUUGGAGAAGGAAAAGAAGAAAGAUGCGAAGCCCACUUCUGACUCUACAAAAGGUGAAGAGCCUGCCAAGGAGAAGAAACUGGAAACAGCAGGUACAAUUACUGGAGGGUUCAAGUUGCCUAGCAAUGGAUUUGGACAGUUGGGUUCUACUGCUAGCAGCUUUGGCGGCUCUGCACCAGGGAAUGGUGGCUUCUCUGGCUUCAACUUCACCAAAAGUAGCAGCGCCUCAGUUGGAAGCUUCGCCUUUGGGUCCACCUCUGUUCCCAAGACCAAUACCGAUGCAGGUGGCGAUGAGGAGUAUGUUCCUCCUACAGCUGAAGUCAGUGAAGUCAAGGAGCCCGACUCCUUCUACAGCAAGAGGUGUAAGUUGUUCUACCAGAAGGAUGAGAAGUGGGUGGAACGUGGCGUGGGCAACCUGCAUCUCAAGAAGGCCAGUGACAAGCUGCAACUGAUAAUCCGAGCAGACACAAACCUUGGAAGCAUUAUGCUGAAUAUUAUCAUGUCAGAAUCUAUGACAGUCAAGAAGCAAGGAAAAAAUAAUGUGUUCUUUGUGUGCAUCCCUAACCCGCCCUUUGACGUGAAGGCAGCCAGUGACAAGCCAUAUCCAAUUCUGCUUCGUGUCAAGACUUCAGAAGAUGCUGAAGAACUUAUCUCAAAGAUAGAAGAAAACACAAAAUAACACUUGUUGAGCAGUGCGUUUGAAGGCUUCUCUGUGAUGGCUGUUAUGAUAUAGCAAAUAAAUUCUUAUUAAUUUGUUUGGAAAGCAUUGUUGAAAAUAGUUGUUCAGUAUUGUUUGGAGAUUAUCGAUAUCACAUCACAAUGUAUGUAUAACUUUCCAAUGAGAUUGGUCACAAAUAGAUGAAGAAAUUUCAGUCCAUUUUCAACAUGAGUUUUACCAUUCUGACUUUCAUCCGUGUGCUCGUGUGGUAAAUGACAUGGACCUGAUCUUGAACAGUAGCUCGCUUUGACCAUACACUAGGGAUGUUUCUUCGUGAAGCCAAGGAUAGUUAUAUCUGUACUCAACAAGAUAGAGGUUUACACUCAGCAUGACUCGAAUACCCUGCAAGGGCUGACAUGACACACAGGCAUUGAGUUCUCCAUCAGGUGGUUAGGGAUGUCAAAUAACAGUGUUUGGGGAAACUUUGAGCUUUUCAGAGGGUCUUUUCUAUAUAUUUGGGAUAGUUCCUUUUGCUUAGUGAUGUCAGGAGAAACAUGUCUCAUUGAUUCUGAUAAUGCUGUCCCUAUAACUAUUUGCAGAAUAAGUAAGACGUUUUCAGACACAAGUUAAAUUAUUGGUUGACCAUCGUACAGUAAACAGUUGUUUUAUUUUUUUACCUUUGUAUUAAUGGUCUGUAUAAUAUACAUGAAUACUGUGUAUUUUUCAUAUCUUCAACCCACAUGGAUUUAUUGAAAUGUGUGUGUCUGGCAGAUGUCGCCAAUCCUUGACGCCCAUUUUCCCAAGCCCAAAAAACUUAACCAUCUGUAGGCUCUUUUUUUGCACAAUCUAUGAACCCGUCUGCCCAAUCUUCCCAUCCAGGACCCCAACCCUCCCAAUCCGUGAACCCUCAUCUGUAAAAUUCCAAGUUGCAGUUCCAUUUGUAAACUUUGCCACCAUGUGUGUUUCUACUGAGCGAGGAUGAAUGAUGCUGUUGUAUUUCUUGCCUUUCUGCUCAUGUCUUGCAUCAUGUGUUUGACCUGUCUCCAUCACGAGGACUCCUGCGUUGUGUUUGACGUGUCUCCAUCAUGAGCACAUGUAUGUGAUUACUUGCUGUUUGUCAUCACAUUUGUCAUCUUGACAUAUUCCUUCCUACAUUUUGACUAAGAAGUGAAAGAUCACCAGGCUCAAAAUCCCUACAUUUUCAUACGUAGUAUUAACUUUCUUCUUGUUUUUUUGCGUGUUUUUUUCUCUCAAAUCAAUUUAUUUUGACAAUUAAAAUCGUACAUACAUGUGCAAAUGUAAUGCUGGUUCUUUCAUAAGAAUCACGUUUGAAAACUAGACUUAAGACAUUCUUGAUUCUCAGGCUGUGUGUUAUUAUUUGUUGGCAAAUUGUCGGAGUCAGUAAAAUAAAUGACAUUUUAUUUAUGAUAACCAGGUUAGUCAUUGAGAUGUGUACAACAAGAAUAUGACAUGUAGUCGCCAAUGAAACAUCUAACCAGCCUGCACCAGGUUUUCAAUGGUAAGUUUUCUUGGAACUGUUUCUGUGUAUUUCCCCGAGCCAUUUCUGUAGGGAUGUGAAAUUACAAAUCCAUGUCUCUAAGGCAUGUGUAUUUUGACUUGUUGCUAGAAAUGAAAUCUCUGGUGUGAUCUUCCUUUACUAUUACUUUCUUCUGUUUGCCUGUAUAAUUGUGUGUGUGAUUUGGAGGAUACGGUGGACAUGGAUGCUGCUAUGCUGGCUGCUCCUGCUUUUCGUCGUAUCAUGGAGCAUUGUGAGAGUUUUGUUGUAUCGGUGGAAGUAUGUAUGCUCAGUAAAAUAAAGUUCAGUAAUGUUGAAAGUUAUUGCAUGCAGAUAUGGACAUCUACAUAAUUGUAAAGAAUUUUUAUGUGUCAGUCAAAUGUUAGGCAAAUAUUUGUGCUUGAUAACAGUUACUGAUUUAACACAAGCUGCCAUUGCGAAGAUGGAUUGCAGCCUUGUUCUCCCAGAUGUGUAGUACAGUGUCUCAUACCUCUUGUAAAAGCUACAUAUUUUAAUAUACUGCUUUAAGGUUGAUAUUUCAAACUAGAUUUUAUUCUAUCUCACGACUUAUUGUUAAUUGCAAAAAUUCUUGGUGCAACAUGUCAAUAAAUGUUUAAACAAA